This is a messenger RNA of Talaromyces marneffei, 4551 nucleotides long. RefSeq lists its product as uncharacterized. Gene Ontology annotation, cellular component: mediator complex. The transcript is spliced from 5 exons. The record is from RefSeq and is a predicted model, not a curated record. Gene Ontology annotation, biological process: regulation of transcription by RNA polymerase II. Gene Ontology annotation, molecular function: transcription coregulator activity. The coding region runs from base 1 to 4551 and encodes 1516 amino acids. Lineage: Eukaryota; Fungi; Ascomycota; Eurotiomycetes; Eurotiales; Trichocomaceae.
AUGGACUUUCCCGGAGAUGCUACGACAAAUUUCAGCGCCAUUACUGGGUUCUCUGUCAUACAUUGGAGAAUAUACACCGAGGAAGCCAACACUGGCAAUCCAUCUUCGGAUAUUGCUCCGAAUAGUGGCUACAACAUCCUCCGGCACCUAAGCAGACUGAAAGACCUAGAGAUCCAAUUACGAAAUUCAGACUGUUUGGUUUCAUGCUAUCCUCGAAGGCUUGGCCUGUGGAUCUUCUCGCCGACGCCAGGUUUCGAGAGCCUCAGUCCGCUUGCUCGAGACCCCGCAGCCCAAGGGUUGAAAGAGUCAACAAAAUUAAUCAUCGGAACAUCAUCCCUUAAAGUCUCCGCAUUUGGUAGUAUCACAGCUGUAGAUCUUAUCAGAUCUCUUUCGACGGAUGGAUUCACUUCAGUUGCCGGGAAUCCUGGUCAUCCAGCAAGAUCAAUAGGUGCAGGCGUCAAUGCCCCCAGGUCCGGCGAUGCGUACGCCAAUUCCAUGGCAAUUUAUGCAUCUUUUAUUACAGCCAUGGCAGGGACUAUCGGCUUGCAACUUGUUAAGCGUCACAACGCUAUUCCUUUAGGUGCUCGGACCUUUUAUACGGCAGUAGAACGGAGUUUCUAUGAUAAUCCUAUCAUCAGCGAUGCCAAUGUGGAAUCAAUACCCGCUCUGACUACUCUAAGGAUUGAGCUUACGCAAGCUGGAAAGAUUGUCGUGGCCCUGCACACUGUUCGCCAAGAUGGAAUAUCACGCCUGAAAGAGCCUGGCACUGUUGAAAUCAGUACAGCAAAUAUCCAAAAUAACAUGGAUGUUUGGCUUGCUCCUAAUGGAACAGUUGCUCGAUUGAUCACCGUGAACAUGGCGCAGUCGGCGGUUUUUGCCCCAAAGCAAGCAAAGAGCGAAGGUGCAGCUCGGCAGAUAACGGAGGCCAAACAACGAGUGUGGAAAGCAACCGUCCUUGAAUGGUUAAACAACGUUGGACUGCCAGUAGAUCAUCCGGAGGAUGAGCAUUGGGUUGAAGUGGAAGUAUCAGAGCCGUUUUACGCACGACUUGCAGCCGAGCACUUACGUCAGAUGGAUGACAGUCAAUCGUCGUCUCCUUUGAAAAGGAUCCUCUGGCCAUCUAGGUACUGUUUUAGGAGGAGUAAGAUCGCGUCCAGCAGUAUUACCGAGAAAAUUCCUCAGCUUGCAUAUGACGGCGAAGAGCCAUUACAUUUUGCGGAAACUUGGCUAGAAACGGCUACCUCACGGCACGAGAAGCCCAAAGAUAAUUCUUCAAACAUACAAAAAAGAAGUCAGAAUGAAGCCAUUUCUGGCACAAUAAAAUUCGAGGUUCCUGAAAAGAUUGAGAGCCUCGCUCGGGUAAUUCACUACCCAGAUCUGCAAAACGCGAGUUCUGUCUAUCCAACGCCCCCAGAUGGAGCUUUAGCACCAGGCAUCAACCCAAUGAAUUCUGAUACUCUCGGACCUGACGGUCAAGAUAUAGGGUUGUCUCAUACCCCUGCUGGAGAAACCCCUAUGAAACAGCAGGAAAAUGUUCGCAAAGCCUCAAGUGACAAUCCUUCGUUCGAACACAUGAAUGUAAUGGAGGUCGGAACUGGACUUUAUGACACUAACGAUGACGAUGAGUUGUUUAGCGGGAUGAAUGACAAAGAUUUUGGAAGCAAAGGAAUCACGGAUGCUGAUUUUAGUUUCUUCGAUGAUGAUGACGACGAUGAAAUGAACGACUUUUUGAAUGAUAAGCCAGAACCCGAGCCAGCUCAACAUGACGUACUCCAGCCGAAUCCGGAUGAUUUAAUCGAUGUCCCAGUGGCUCAAGCAGAGAUCCAAAGAGACCAAUUGGCACCAGAAGAUAACGUCUUUGAGCAGGACGAAAUGCAACAGUCAAAUGAUGUCGAGGCAUCUGCACUAUCCACAGUUGAUACCAAGCAGCCAAGUCCCACACCUCCCAAUGCUACUUUGCGGGAACCAGCGCUGCCCCCCUUAGAACAUAUUAUAAACGCGCCUCUCAGUCCAACGGACAUCAAGCAGAUGUUAUUUUCCAACAAGGACAAGACAGGGCAAGACGAAAGAAGACGAGCUUCAGCCUCAUCAAAUCCAGGUUUCGAGAAGAAGCAGAGUCGGUAUAAUGCUAUAUCUUUCAAACGAGGUCUGACCCUAGACCAGAAGUACGCCAAUGCCGGGCGUUUCUUUUUCACAGCAAACAAGGACAACAACGAAAAUUCCGGUACAAUACCUGGAAUUCCGACUAUUGGGUUUCCUAGUUGGCGGAGAUCGGGACAUCGAGGCUCUGUCGAUGAGGUCAAUACCUCACGUCAAAUAGGCUCGGAACAACACAUGCAACGAACCGACUCAGCAUCUAGCGAUGAAAGCAGUCUAGAUAGUAGCGAUGAUGACUCUGAAGACGAGACGUCACCUUUCAGGUUAGCAACUCUUAAGCGAAAACGACCGCUUUCUGAGGCGGAGAAAUCAACGACAUCCUCCAUGGAAAAGCUCUCGAUUACGUCCGAGGUGGAGAGCCACGUUUCAAAAGAAGAUACUUCAAUAUUCUUAGGAAACUUCUUUUCUGUUUUCACCGACUGGUCUCUGGUCGGAUACUUCUCGGCCAAACAAAGUCAGGUUUCUCCUGUCACGAGUCGCAAAGAAGAUCAGAUGCAAGUUGCCCAGUUGAUGGUUGAUCAACUUACUCAAUCAUCAUUGUCUCACAAAAUUGAAGGCUGGGAAUCGGAUCCGGAACUCGAAUAUGAGGCCCUUGGCCUACCUACUUUCCUUGACGAUAGUACCAGUUUAGGCGAAAACGAUCGGUUGGAUUUGAAAUCAUACGUUACUAUACAUGAUAUUGCGCAAACUACUACAGAAACGCCAUCCGCUCGCCCAACUCCGCAACGCCGAGAAGUCAAAGGCUCGAUUACAAAAAUCGCACCCUCACACCUGCGUAUCCACCGUGGGCGGGAUUUCUUAGAAGUUUUAUCGACAUCAAUGCCAUUCUGGGAAACCUUUGGAUUGGAGCCUGCAAGCGGGCGGAAAGAUGUCUCUGCGUACUGUAUCUGUCCCGAGUUUGCCAAAGAAGAAGCGGAUGCGUUCAUGACUCGCUUAGGACUGCUUUAUUCUGGCUGCAAUCUUGGCAAACAUGUUAAAGGUGACAUGUUUGAAACAAUUGAUGAAGGUAUAGGGUUAUGGAAUAUUGCAAAGGGUGAUAGCUCUUAUGCGCGAACAAUGCAGGCACUGCGUGGCCUCUGCGAAGAUUUAGCGUCUGCAUUAUCGAAAGCGCCUCAAACAGGAGAGAAUUUUGUCAUCUAUAUAAUCAACCCGUUCUCCCAUGGAGCAGCAUUUGUGGAUAUAUGCUCAAGCUUCCUCCAUCUCUUUCAUAAAUACGUUGGUGAUGUUGACAAAAAUCAAGACAAGAGUCAGCUAAACGAACUCGUCUUGCAAAUUGUGCCCUUGGAUUUCGUAUUUUCGCCCACGUCCAUGGUUGUUCCUCCUCAAUCACAAUAUUUGAAUCUGGCACUUGAAGUCUACACUCGAUGUCCUCCAAAGGAUUCCAGUCAUGGCAUUAUAGGCUACGCGCCGCCAGUAGUGCUAGCAGAUGCUGUACCUAAGGCGAUCAAUUUCAGAGUCACAUCGGAACACUUUUCGCCUUUUCAAGAAGGACGCUGUCUACAUGUUGCCAUCUCACGCAGUGUUGAUCAGCGUUGGAUCAGCGUUGCAUGGACUAACAAUUCAGGGUCAUGUCAGAUUAGCAUGUCAUAUUGUGUGCGAGCUCGAGGAUCGAAUGUCAAUCGCAUCAUCUCGGAAGUCCGUCAGGAGAUUUGGGAAGCUACCAAAGAUCUAAUGGAGCGAACGCAAACUAGAUGGAAGGUGCUGUUGGUCAGGACGGAGCCUAUCGAUCAGGAAGAGAUUGAUGCAUGGACCGGUUUCGCUGAACGAUAUAAUCAAGCCAAGGCUCUGCCUGUUGAGCUUAUUAUUUUCAGCGCCAAUAUCGCGCCUGGACUCCGUCUGGAACCUUCGACGACACACUUCUCAGUUAACACAAUUAAUCCUUUGACAUCGACACCGGUGGCAACACCAUACGGCGGAGUCCCAUCACCAGAUCAGCUUGGGGCUGCAACUCCUGCCAGUGGCGGUCAAGGACCAACCACCACGAAUUAUAACACCGCAAUGACACCAACAGAUACACCACCUGUACUUGCUGAAGCAGACUCCGACGCCGUUCUCAUCGAUGCAUGCGAAGAAUCAUGGGCAGUCAUUCUAUCCCAUCGACUCAAUAACUCGGCAUAUCUGACAGACUACAAACCAGCGCUAGUUAGCGGUUAUCUACUUCGACGAAAAGGCGUCAAUGACAGCCAGGGUGUUACAGCCAUGUCCUUGAACCUCGUAUAUACAUCACGACCCCCAGCCCUUCAUGAAGCUGUGCUCAGGGAAGCGCUAAUCAACUACCGUGACUUAUCGACGUUGGCUCGUGCCAAGGGCACGUUGCAUGUACAGCAUAACACUUUACCAUGGCAUAUUGCCACGGCUGUGAAGGGACAGGAGUUAUUGAGUUUUGUUUUAUAG